Molecule: messenger RNA, 2032 nt
Organism: Ictalurus furcatus (blue catfish)
Lineage: Eukaryota; Metazoa; Chordata; Actinopteri; Siluriformes; Ictaluridae
Product: granzyme K
Exons: 5
Coding region: 318-1106 (262 amino acids)
Biological process (GO): proteolysis
Molecular function (GO): serine-type endopeptidase activity
Source: RefSeq, a predicted model, not a curated record
UUGCUGUUACCAUGGAAACUGUUUAUUACAGGUUGCUCAAUCAUAAUAAAUUUUUAAGAUGUGAUUUUUUUUUUUUUUCAUUGUUGAUGGUUUGGAAACUCACACAUAUCAUACCUGCGAGUGUUUAUGCAAGCUGCAUGCAUCACAUCACAUCACAAGCCCACAUGGAACACAUCUGUAUGCGUGAGAAUGUCGACACCCACAAAGCUGACCACAAACGAUAUGCAGUUUCCUCCCGUGUCUUCUAUGCCUCAUCUUUAAAGCUUUACUUUCAUUGCUCAUAAUCCAGUCCUCAUUUCUGCACUCAAGAGCACACCAUGCACGUGCAACAACGUUCCCUUCUUCUGAUUCUCACCUUGUUUCAAGCAACAGCUUGCUCAGGCAGUUUCAUCAUAGGAGGCCGAGAGGUCAAAAAACCUAAACCAUGGAUGGCCUCAGUCCAGUGCCAGAAAUCGCACAUCUGUGGAGGAACUCUUAUUCAUCAGCAGUGGGUUCUGACAGCUGCACACUGCAAAACUUUUUUUAAAUCUAAACCAAUCGAAGUGCUUCUCGGUGCUCACUCUCUGACAAAGGACAAAAAUGCUAUGCGAGUGAAAGUCCUGAGCUUUCACAUCCCACCAGAGUUCAGUGCUACAACUAAGGUUCAUGACAUCAUGCUCCUGAAGCUCCAAGACAAAGUCCAGCUUAAGAAAAACAAGGUAGACGUUAAGAAGAUUCCCAAAUCAGGCAAAGACAUCCCAGCAGGGACAAAAUGUGAAGUAAGAGGGUGGGGAACCACUCAUGUAAAAAACCGUAAGGCCUGUGACACCUUGCAAGAGGUGGAGGUGACGGUGGUGGACAGGGAACUGUGUAACUGCUACUACAACAGCAACCCUACCAUCACUGCCAACAUGCUGUGUGCAGGAAACAAGCAGAGGGACAAAGAUGCAUGCUGGGGGGAUUCUGGCGGACCUCUGGAGUGUAAGAAAAACAUUGUGGGUGUGGUGUCAGGAGGAAAUGGCUGUGGCGAACCCAAAAAACCUGGUGUCUAUACUCUUCUCUCAAAGGGACACAUUGACUGGAUCAACAACAUAAUUAAAAAGCAAUCCAACAGCACAGAGGCUUAGAAACACAACAUUUAUCAGUGCUUGCAGUAUAUAUAUCGUGUCAUAUACAGUAUCUGUCCGCAUAUACAUGAGGUAUAUUUGCUUGCUUGUUGGUUUUAUUUCAUCUUUUACUUCACACAUAUAGCUGAAAUUGAACAGUACAGCAAAAAAAAAAAAAAAAAAAAAAACAAGAAAGAAAGAAAAGAACUGGUUGCUUAGCUAUACAUGUACUCAAUCAGCCAAGACAUGUUUGGGGUCUUGAAAGCUGCCUCUUUCAUUUUUGAAGAAAUAUAGAGCUGUGGUUGUUUUUCUCAGUGAUUUUGUCCUUUUGUUCAUGUGUGUUGUUUUCUUUUAGAUAACAGUGUGUCUUACAGAGUCAGAAACCACAUCUUAAGGUCAGCUUGAGACACUCCACAAAGUGGAGAUACCACUUUCACACACACAUUUAGUGCAAACUUUAGACACGUCUUUGCCGAAGCACAGGUUUCAUUGGUAAUUUUGAGCAAUACUGGUAACAGCCACGUAAAAAAAGAUACUGUAAGUUAGGAAUAAAACACUGUGUGUGGUGCUGUUACAGAAAAAGAAUCACCAUAAUGGUUUUGUUACCACGCUGAAGAAACAGCAGGUCCCCGAGUGUUUUAUUCAUUUUAUACAGGAGCACAGCAAUUAGUGGAGUGCAAUUAUUUAUUUCUUAACAAACAACACAUCAUAUUUUCAGUCCUUUUAUUGUUGCAUUUAAUGUUGUGGAAUGUCUGUGAAACAAGUUAGUCAUUCUUUCACCAGACUCUUGUUUUCCACCCUAUUGAAGUUAAUCAAAUAAAAAUCAUUUAAAAAAAAAAACCCCGCAACUUGUCAUGUUACUAAGAAACCUAUGUUACAAGCACUGACACCAGAGAUUCAUUCCACAGAUAUUAAAUACACGUGCAAACGUUUGUGGAAAAUCAGGU